AUGGAAUAUCUAGUAGCAUCGCCCGUUGACAAAGCGGGCGCUGUACUGUAUGCUAUCUCAUCGUACAGUACACUGUACGGUACAGUGUACAGUACUACAGUACACAAUGAGGUGGCAUUGUGUGGUUUGAUAAAUGGCUGCUGCACAGUGCACACUGUACAGUACUAUGCAUACAGUGUACGCUACACUGUACACUGUACAGUACAAUGGAUUGAUUGCAUACUGUACACUGUGCACUGUACAGUAGUGUACUGUACAGUAUUGUACAAUGGAUGUAGGCAGUACUACUGUACACUGUACACCUUGACUGCAUACUGUACACUGUACACUGUACAUGCAAUCAUGCAUUCAUUCAAGGACGUCGUACAGCCUUCAGUAUCAAGUCGGGUGAUGAAAAGUGACUGUACACUGUAG
Molecule: messenger RNA, 414 nt
Organism: Trichoplax adhaerens
Lineage: Eukaryota; Metazoa; Placozoa; Uniplacotomia; Trichoplacea; Trichoplacidae
Exons: 4
Coding region: 1-414 (137 amino acids)
Source: RefSeq, a predicted model, not a curated record